AUGCAUACCUUUCAGAUUCAUUGGAUCAAGGAGCAUUUGGAUAACAAAGUUUGGGCUUUUAUUCUUCCAGAACAUCAUUCUGAGAGCACAGUGGCCAAAGAGUACACAAUAAUAAUUCAAAACCGAAUUCCUGUACCCUCAAAUACCGCUAUUUUGAAGGAAACUGCUUAUACGACCGAGCUGGUGGGAAGUCCGACUGUGAUACAGAUCACCACUAACGCUACAAACAAAGAACUGUAUGAUGUAGUCGAGAAGGCUAUUCGACGCUUUGUCCCGUCAAGUCAAGACUCGAAACAGCACAGCAGCUGCUCAAAGACUGCUGCCUUCUUCAAAAAUUCAAAUGAUGACGGCCUCGAAAAAUACACACGAAAGUGCACAGCAUUGUCUUUUGACAAAUGUGACACUGAAGAAUAUUUUUUCUGCAUCAAACAGUCCGAUAAACGCUGGUUCAAAUGCUCAAGAUGUCCUUGGUCCAAGAUGUGUCGUGGUUGCCGAGUUCCGAUAAAUUCGAAUAAAGUUGACUUGAUACGCUCGGAUGAUACAUGCGUUUAUCUUGCAGUAGAUUGGAAUCUCGCUGCAUAUGUAAAUGAAUAUCAGCAUGCGCAAGAAAAUCAUAAGAAAAUAGUGGAUCAAGAAGGGAAUGCUGAAGAUCUAAAGGGGAGGAAUACUUGUCAACUGGAUCAACUUCUUCAGUGCUACUUUCAGACAGAAAAUAAGAAUAAGGACGAGUGUAUUACGUGCGGGUGCUGUGACAAGCGGAAAUGUUUCUCUAAGUCCACCGCUAUCUGUGUGCUUCCAGAUGUUCUCGUAAGUUUCUUGCCUCCUUAUGCCAGUCUGACUCACUACUAUGUCUAA
Messenger RNA from Rodentolepis nana, 855 nucleotides. NCBI's taxonomy places the organism in Eukaryota, Metazoa, Platyhelminthes, Cestoda, Cyclophyllidea, Hymenolepididae. The record is from the annotation of a GenBank genome assembly.